UGCAUCACUUCCUGUGCAUGCUGAGGCAGAUCUUGGCAGUCAAGCACAUUUACACACUCACUCACUCACUCACUCAUCUUCUGUCAGCAGUAACGUUACACUCGAGCUGAGCCCGCGUCUUUUUGUCCGCGAUCCUAGCGCUUCCAUCAUGACCCAGAGGUGAUCCUCGUUCCCGGUGGUUCUGGGAGUCCAGGUCUGCAGUGAGAGAGUGUAAAAGAGAGGUCUCUUUAUAGGUGAAAGGAUUGCCCAGGGCCACAGCACCCAGGAUCUGAAGGAAAGGAGAGCAGCAGUUAUCCAGGCAGGACUAAAGAUCAGGAUGGAGAAGGAAGAUCUGAAGAUUGUCAACAGGGGUUUGGAGGAUGAGAUGGAGCUGAGUGGGUAUCGGCUGUGCAGAUGGAAGCUGGUUCUGGUGGGUUUGGGUGGUCUCUGUACAGGCGGUUUUCUCUUCCUACUGCUCUAUUGGAUGCCUGAAUGGUGUGUGAAGGCCACCUGCACACGGUCUGCUGUCAGAGACGCAGAUGUCGCCCUCUUACAAAGCACUGAUGAGUUCAAGCGCUGGUUUCGAGCGAAGGUUCGGAUAAUGCUGGCCCCUGGGAAGGACCCUUACGACAACCUGGCCUCUCAGACCGUCUCCCAUCGGGCCAAUGACCACGCCCACAACCCCUCUGACUCCGCCCCUGGGAAAAUCACCCGGAAUCCAGAGGACCAGCAUGUGCCGAAACGUUAUUUUACCCUCCACAGCACUAAAUACUUUUGGAACGAAUCCAUCCAGAACUUUGAAGUAUUGAAAGGCCUGGAAGAUCUGAGCAUGACCUGCUCAUCCGUUCACUCAAAGCACAGCGCCGGGCUCAACAAAAACCAGCAGGAGUACAGGAGAUUUUUUUUUGGACUGAAUGAAAUAGACGUGAAAGUGCCUUCUCUUUUCAAGCUGCUAAUUAAGGAGGUCCUCAAUCCUUUCUACAUCUUCCAGCUCUUCAGUGUUAUCCUGUGGUGUACUGAUGCAUACUAUUACUACGCAAUGGCCAUAGUCAUCAUGUCAGUCAUAUCAAUAGCUACCUCUCUCUACACUAUUAAAAAGCAAUAUGUAAUGCUACAUGACAUGGUGGCAGCACACAGUACUGUUCGAGUUACGGUCUGCAGGGGAGAAAACGAAACAGAGGAAGCCCUGUCCACAGACUUGGUCCCCGGCGAUGUCAUAGUCAUUCCCAGCAAUGGGAUCAUCAUGCCCUGUGAUGCUGUGCUUAUUUGUGGAACCUGCAUUGUUAAUGAGAGCAUGCUCACAGGUGAGAGUGUUCCAGUCACAAAGACUGACCUUCCGAACCCUCAGCAGGACAUUAAGGGUGGGGAUGGAGACGCGAUCUACAGCACAGACGAACACAAGAGACAUACACUGUUCUGUGGCACAAACAUCAUACAGACUCGCUACUACACUGGAGAAAUGGUCAAAGCCGUGGUAGUCCGAACAGGUUUCAGCACUGCUAAAGGGCAGCUCAUCCGCUCUAUCCUGUACCCCAAACCCACAGACUUUAAGCUGUACCGGGACGCCUACCUGUUCCUGCUGUGCCUGGUGGCCGUUGCCAGCAUCGUCUUUGUCUAUUCUUUAGUCAUGAAAAUCAUAAAUCAGGAACCAGUAAAGGAAAUCAUAGUCAAGUCUCUGGACAUCAUUACUAUCACGGUGCCCCCUGCACUGCCUGCAGCAAUGACAGCGGGCAUCGUAUACGCUCAGCGGCGUCUCAGGAAAGUCGGGAUAUUCUCCAUCAGCCCACAAAGAAUCAACAUCUGUGGACAGCUGAACCUGGUGUGCUUUGACAAGACAGGCACUCUGACAGAAGAUGGCUUGGACAUGUGGGGAAUUCAGCGAGUAGAAGAUGGCAGAUUCCACCAUUCAGAAGAAAAAGCCGACGAUAAGAGCUUGGUUACUACCAAGUUUGUGUCCUGCAUGGCCGCCUGUCACUCCCUCACCAAGAUUGAGGGUCAGCUCUCUGGAGAUCCACUCGACCUCAAGAUGUUUGAGGCCACUGGCUGGAUAUUGGUGGAAGCUACAGAAGAGGAGACGGCUCACCAUGACCGCAUUGAACUCACUUAUGUAAAACCGCCCAAUCAGCUUCUGCCGCCAUCUGUAACAUCACCUGAACAGGACAUGGAACUGUCUGAACUCUAUGAGCUCUCGGCAUCAUAUAUGAUCGGUAUUGUGCGGCAGUUCUCCUUCUCCUCCGCCCUGCAGAGAAUGAGCGUGGUUGUCCGACAGAUUGGAGAGAGACGUAUGGACGCGUAUCUGAAAGGGGCACCAGAGGUUGUGGCAAGCCUGUGUAAGAAAGAAACAGUGUAAGAGGGUUUUUCGGAGGUUUUGUGGGGGUACACCAAACAGGGCUUCCGGGUCAUUGCACUGGCACACAGACGGCUGGAAUCCAAACUCACAUUUCACAAAGUGCAGAGCAUUAACCGGGAUCAAAUUGAGAAAAAUAUGGAUUUUCUGGGUUUGAUCAUCAUGCAGAACAAGCUGAAAACGGAAACUCCAGGUGUGCUGGAAGAUCUACGACGUGCCAACAUACGAACCGUUAUGGUCACAGGUGACAACAUGCUGACGGCCAUCUCUGUGGCACGAGACUGCGGCAUGAUUCAGCCACAAGACCGAGUCAUUAUUGCCGACGCUCUGCCUCCUAAAGACGGCCAGGCUGCCAAGAUCGACUGGCACUAUGCCGACCAACCCAGCAAACAGCUGAACAAGCCCACCAAACUAGAGGAGAUGGAGAUUAUUAUGGAAGAUGGGCAUUCUGUGGAUGAGAUGAGAAUUCAGGAGCAGUAUCACUUUGCCAUGAGCGGCAAAUCUUUUGCUGUAAUAAUUGAGCAUUUCCAGGACUUGCUACAGAAGCUGGUGCUUCAUGGAACAGUAUUUGCAAGGAUGGCGCCUGACCAGAAGACUCAGCUUGUUGAGACAUUAGAAAGUGUAGACUAUUUUGUAGGAAUGUGUGGAGAUGGAGCGAAUGACUGUGGGGCUCUGAAGAGAGCUCAUGCUGGGAUCUCCCUGUCAGAGCUGGAGGCUUCAGUGGCUUCUCCCUUCACCUCCACAACUCCCAACAUCACCUGCGUGCCCAACCUGAUCAGGGAGGGCAGAGCAGCUCUCAUCACCUCCUUCUGUGUGUUUAAGUUCAUGGCCCUCUACAGUAUUAUUCAAUGCCUCAGUGUUGCUCUUCUGUACUCUAUUGGCAGUAACCUGGGUGACUUUCAGUUUCUCUUCAUUGACAUAGCCAUCAUUCUUGUAAUUGUCUUCACCAUGAGUUUGAACUCCGCAUGGAAGGAGCUUGUCGCCCAAAGACCUCCCUCUGGUCUCGUCUCAGGUCCUCUCCUCUUCUCAGUUCUGACCCAGAUUAUUAUUUGCCUGGGUUUCCAGAUCAUGGCCUUCCUCUUGAUCCAAAAAUUGGACUGGUACUCCAAGCCAGAUUUCUACAACUGCUUUGUUCCUCAUCACAUGGAUGACUUCACUAACUCGACUAAAGAAAGAAUCAAGAAUGAUGUGAAUACCACAGUCUUCUUCGUCUCCUCUUUUCAGUACCUCAUUGUCGCCAUUGUUUUCUCCAAAGGAAAACCUUUCCGCCAGCCCAGCUACAAGAAUUGGCCAUUUGUCCUCUCUGCUUUCAUUCUCAACGGUUUCCUGUUUUUUAUCAUGUUUUUUCCAGUUGCUGAAAUUGAUGACUUUUUAGAGCUCGUAUGUGUUCCUUUGAGCUGGCGUGUGUCUAUGGUGCUCAUCUUGCUGGGCAACACCGGGAUGUCUGUCUUUAUCGAGACUGUCGUGCUUGACGUCAUCUUAUGGAAGCAUGUGUUCAGCAGAGACAAGCAGGGAAGCUAUGGCAUCUCCCCUGCAGCCCCGACACCACAGGGAGGAAUAGACCAGUUUGGAACUAAAUGCCUCACCUGGCUCUGCUGCCGGCAGAAAAAAGUGCCCAAGGCUCGGUACAUGCACCUGGCCCAAGAGCUGAGCGUGGAUCCCGACUGGCCUCCCAAACCUAAGAGCACUACUGAAGCCAAACCCGCCCCUCAUCCGGACGACUACUCCUACCAGAUUGAGGCCAUUUCCUAGCAUUUCCACCAACACACUCUGUAUUGCACGUUCAAACCACCAGGAAUUCCUUUAAACAAAAAAAAACGGUCAAAUUAAUGAAUUUGUUAAAACAGAUAUGAAAAAGACACCAAAACCCUGCAAAGGAGAGUCUCUGUGUUGUCUCUUGUUUGACUUUUCUUUUAUUCCUGCUGCUCAAGUUUUUUUUUUAAUGGGCGGGGUUCACAGGCUGGGAACUGUGGAAGCCCCACCCACAUGGGCAUGCGGUUUGUCACCAAUAUACCCUUAAGACAUCACAUAGACCGCGAGUGAUUGAACUCGUUAACCAAAUGUGGCUCUUUAAAUCACCUUCUUCAUGAUUUCAUGGACCUGUGGCUCUCCUACGGAUAUCAUGGAGGCUCUUCACUGGAUUUCAAGCGUUGUCCUGUUGAUGUAGUAUUGAAUCAUCUCUACAGGCUGUGCAGCAGAGGCUGCAUGCUACACUUUGGAAACCAUCGCUGCAUGCGGAACAAACCAAACCAAACCAGUGGCUCACAGAAUCCAAGAUUCAGCUUAAUUUACAGCCAGCUCGUUUUUACAAAUAUAUCGGUGUAGAUAUAUAAUUAGACAUGUUCUUUACUUUUCAUAUCUCUUCCCAUGGAAGAAUGGAGGUGGGAAUUUAGCUGUGGAAGGCCAAAUAUUGUGAAAGUUGUUUGUAUUUUGUUCAUUUCUUCUGGCGCAAUAUCUGGCGAUGGGAUUUGAUUUUGGUCCAUCUUGAACCUUUGCACUGUUUUUUUGGUGGUGGGGUGGGGGGGUUCUCCAUUGAAAACAGUGUCUGAAACCUGUCACGACAAAACCUGUUCAUUCAAAAAAAAAGAAGACAUUUUUGCAAUGACACAUUUGUGGGAAUUGCACUGGGAAUCGGCUGGAAGGGGCUUGGGUGCAUUGAUUGCUCACUGAGAAAUUUUGCAAUCCAAAUUAAAUUGGACUGCCAAUGAAUUCACUCAAAAUUGGCCAGUUAACAGUAUUACUUGUUCAUGACUUGUAAACGGUUUUGCUGCUAAUCUAGGGAAAAAAUUUUUUUUUCAAAAUGUUGCAGAUGGUCCCUUCCGUCUUUCCAGAUGUGAUUUAUUUGCAUAAUUUAUGCAGUCCAGUCCAACUAUCCUAAACUUGCUGGUUUGUCUCAGUGUAUACAUUUUUUUUUUUGGUUUUGAAGGGAAAACAUGUUUGUUUUUAUAUUUAUAUAUAUAAAAUCGUACACGUGUUGUUCCUGAAAUGAACCACUAAGCAAUAUAAGGUGAUCAUCUUUGUUUUUUACCUGACAGUUUGUAUUGUCACUCUGCAAAAAAUCCAAGCUAUUGAUAGUGCUUGUGAAGAGUUUUGGUCAGGCAUUUCGCUGAGGUCCGUGUCCUUUUUUUUUUUUUUAGUCCUUUUUUUUUUUUUGAUGGAUUUCAACACACAAAAAGUCGCAAAUGGAAAAUGAUUUAAUAGUAAAAUUUUACUAUUUAAAAAAAAAAUAAAAAAUACAAAAAGUACCAGUUGCAUGUCUAUUGGACUGCACUUCAUUUAAUAAAUAAUAUGUGAGAUAAUUUGUAAACAUAUUAAAGAUAUGUUCUACAUGAACAUUAAAAUGUUCUUUGAAAACAAAGGAAUGUGCAAAUUUUUAAAAAAGGACUCCAUGAAGUAGAAGUUCAUACAGUAAAUCUUACAGUCUGAUCACAGAUUUUCUUCCGUGUUUGCAUUUAUGUAUUGUUUGGUCUUCAAAUUCAUGUUGAUUUAUUUUGCUGUACAGGGCAUUUUUAAUUCUUCAGUUUAAUCUGUAAAAGGGCUGAAUCUGUCUGUCUUUUUAUUGCUCCAUUUCUGCAAUACUUUGGUACUGUUUGAUUUUUGAAAUGGUAUUGAUAAUCUGAAAUAAUUGCAAUGUGUUCUUUUCAACCGUGUUUGUCCGAUAUUGUAUCAGUAUGUUUGUUUAUAUCAUAAACGUGUUUGCUGGGCAUUCCUUGAACGAGGCAACAAAAAAAGUCUCCUUGCUCUUAUUGACCUGGGUGACACGAUCAAUUAAAUGAUGUUUCAGUUUUAUAAACUACCACCUCAAAGCAUCUGCUCGCACCAUUUACUGAGCCCAGAUGGAUAAACAAACUUUUUUUGUAUGUCGGUAACUAAUGUGAAUGCAAUACUGAAUGCUUUUGGGAUUUGGGAAUAUUAAAUUGUUUACUUUUUUAAUUAUUGUCCUUGUUAAUGCUGAGUUUAUUAUUUGUUGCUUUUUUUUAAUUUAAAUUUAAAUCGUUUCAUUUGUCUUGAUCUGAACUGUGUGGUGUGGCAAUCAGUUUCUCUUCCUCUAGGAGGCAGUGGGUUAUUUCUAGGCCUUGGAGAACAUCAUUAAAUCAUCUCUCUCGAUAUCAAAUCUUCACCUUAUGCACGGUUUUAUUGGUUUUGUUCACUUUCACACCUUCAAAUGCACGCUGAAAUAUCCGUCAUGUCACUCUUUAUGUUCCAUGGCAAUCUUAUAUGUGCUGAAAAGUGAUUUUUCCAAAACUGGGGCCAUGUUCACGUCAUCUGUAUGUCAUAUCUGCAGUUCUAUAGGAUAGGAACACAUAGGAAUAAGAGUGUUUGAUUACUGGAGGUAAUUCAGUUCACAUUGUUACUCUUUACUUUUGCUUGUUCAUUUUGUACAGUUUCAUUUUCAUGUGAGAACGGUGUUGUCAAACAUGAGUAAAAGUUCAGCCACUGGUUCUUUUAAAGCUGGAGUGGUUAAUUUCCUCAGGGAAAUGUGUUUAUUUUUAAUGAUUAAUGCUAAAUAAAUAAGUAUGGAAAGAU
This is a messenger RNA of Cyprinus carpio (common carp), 6853 nucleotides long. RefSeq names its product ATPase 13A3 (gene atp13a3). NCBI's taxonomy places the organism in Eukaryota, Metazoa, Chordata, Actinopteri, Cypriniformes, Cyprinidae. Gene Ontology annotation, cellular component: late endosome membrane. Gene Ontology annotation, biological process: polyamine transmembrane transport; intracellular calcium ion homeostasis. Gene Ontology annotation, molecular function: P-type ion transporter activity; polyamine transmembrane transporter activity; ATP hydrolysis activity. The record is from RefSeq and is a predicted model, not a curated record.